UGCCACAUCAGUGCCACAUAUCAGUGCUCAUCAGUGCCACCUAUCAGUGCCAGUCAGUGCUGCCUAUCAGUGCCAGUCAGUGCCGUCUAUCAGUGCCAGUCAGUACCGCCUAUCAGUGCCAGUCAGUGCUGCCUAAUAGUGCCAUUCAGUGCUGCCUUACAGUGCCUGUCAGUGCCGCCUAACAGUGCCGCCUAUCAGUGCCAUAUAUCAGUGUCAUGUAUCAGUGCUGCCUUUCAGUGCCCAUCAGUGAUG
Messenger RNA from Staurois parvus, 252 nucleotides. Lineage: Eukaryota; Metazoa; Chordata; Amphibia; Anura; Ranidae. The record is from the annotation of a GenBank genome assembly.